CCCAGAAUCCCCACCCUCCCCUCCCCUCCCCAUUACAGCCUCUGCCCGCCGCCUCUCUCCCUCACUUCUCACACUCACGGCGGCUGCACGCCUCACGCCUGAGAAGCCACCGGCACCGCCGCAGCAACUGGUGCUCGCUGCAGCCUCACGCGAGCAGAGCAGCGGCAGCAGCAUCCCGUGGCCCUCAUCUCGCCGUUCUCCAGACAACUCCAGCCUCCCAGCAGCAGCCUCUCGUCGCCCUCAUCUCUUCGGUGUCUAGGGUCGCCGUCGGCCGUCACGCUCACCGCCUCCAGUUCACGAAUUAAGAUGUUUUAUUUACCUAGGGCUCGAAAGAGCAGUGCCCUCUUUGAUUUGCAUUGAAUCGAGGUCUCCGGCCACCAUUUUAUAACGCGUCGCUCGACCUCCGCCCACCUCCGCCUCGACGUCCUUCUGCCCUGCCGUGAAGAUCUGCCUUCACCGGCCGAUCUGUACCAGCAGGAAUUCAGCCUCCGCCGCUGUCCUUCGCCAUCACACCUCCGCCGCCGUCUCUGCAGGGAAUCAGCCACCGGUUUGAGGUAUGUAAUUUCAGUUAAUUUUGUUUUAAUUUCAGUUAAUUAAUUUUAUUAUAAAUCAGAAAAAAAUAGUAUAAAUUGUCACUAUGAGCUCUCUGAGAAACCUUGAUUUUUUUCUGCCUGUAGCUGCCCUAGACUGUAGAUUUUGCAGAUGGUUUUGUGCUGUCCAGAGCUGAUGCAGAUUGUUAUUUGGUAUUUAUUUUCUGAAGGAAUUUUGUAAUAGAAAUUUGAAAUGUAUAGCAUAAAUAAUAUGGGGAUGAAUCUAGAGUCAGUCAAAUUACUGUCUCUUUGAGUCCUUAUAACUUCACAAUUGUAGACCUUCCUAUAGAUUGAUAUAUGUAUUGGGAGAAGUUACAAAUAAGAACCACUAUAUAAAAUGAGAAUGGAGAACCAGUGAGAAAUGAGAAUACAUGAAUAAAUCAAUAAAAUCAAUGAACAAAACAAUGUAACACAUGAACAGCCACAUUCAGUUAAUGUGGUUGUUCAUGUGAUACAUUUAUUUGUUCAUGGAUUUCAUUGAUUUUUUCAUGAAUUUCAUGGAUUUGUUCAUGUAUAAUUCUCACUUAAUCCCAACCCUGUAUCUGCUGCAUUUCUACCAGGAAUUGUAUGGUGAUGAAUGAAUAGGGCACUGUAAUGAAGAAAAACUCAUUUAAAAUACGAAAACGUCCUGCUUUAUUUCCUACCGGAUUGUGUUUAAACUCUCGACAGAUUUGUUAUAGUUCUCUUUAGCCGUUCUCUGGAUUUGUUCAGUUUGAUUUCUUGCAAAUCAAAGAAGCAUAAAGGUUGAGAAUGUUUAUGUUCAUCUUGGAGAUUCUGACUGGAAGUUAACAGGAAAGCUCAUCCUUACAGCAGCAGGGGUUAGCAAAUAUUGUUCAAUGAUGAAAGAGCUCAGCUGUCAAAAUUGUGAAGCAUACUGAAUUUUAUUCAUAGCUUCAUGAAAUUCGAAUAGGGCUUCCUCGGAAUGAAGCUUGUGGAAUUGUUUUAUAAACUUCUUCGGUAUACGUUUUCUUUAUCUUUUUAAAUUCCUGAUUUUGAGUAUUAGGCAUAAAGUUAGACUUAAAGAUCACCACUCUAAACAUAUUUCCUUUUGUCACGUUUCUAACCGUGAAAAGUUGUCAAUGCAAGAUUUUGCUGAAAUCUGAAUAUUGGUGUUACAGACAUAUUUGCAGUCUACAACACUAAGAUUAGAGGAGAUGAGGGUGAAAAGACGAGAUGCAGAGCAAUGGAUGUCUCGCUGUCUUCUUCCAGAGAGUUUGAGGCAACGGAUACAAAUAUACAAAUGGCAGGAAAUUAGAGGUGUCGAUGAAGAUAAUCUGAUUCCCAAGGACCUGAGAAGAGACAUAAAACAUCUCUGUUUAGCUUUUAUACUUGCAGGGUUCAUCGGGCCAAUGUAUGCCAAAGAGAUUCUUCAAAAAGAAAUGCUUUCUCAUGUUGGUGUUGGGGAGUACUGUGAGACAAAAUCAGCUACAUUGUUGCCUCUACACAAGGCGUACCCCGUCAUCCCUGCUGCAUCGGCCAAAGCUGGCAACGCAUCAGCUGAUGAGGCCUUGCUCUGCAAAUCUGGCACCUUGAAUCCACGGAAGGCGAAGGGGAAGUUUUGGUGUGCCUACGAGGGGACAAUGUGAGAGUUGACAAGGGCGAGCAAGCUGCCUUGGCUGGUGCAGUAGGGAUGGUUUUAGCUAACAAUGAGGCUUCUGGUAAUAAAAUUCUUGCUGAUCCUCGUGUUCUCCCUGCAUCACACAUCAACUUUUUCGAUGGCCUCACCCUUUUCUCUUCACACAUCAACUUUUCCGAUGGCCUCGCCCUUUUCUCCUACAUCAACUCAACGAGGUUCGAAUCAUGAAUCAUGAAUCAUGGAUCAUAUUGAAAGCUUUUUCUGACAUGGAGAAGUUCUUGCUUUCUUUGACCUUUCGAAAGCUUCUGGGAACUAUUAUGACUUGUGGAUUUUGAAUGUAGGAUUCUCUAUGAAAAAUACUAUUAUGGUGUAGCUUUUUAGAUGUUCAUUAUGGUGUUGGGAGAUGUUGUAAAACAAUGGAUCUUAUUUUGUGGAUGUUGGAUUAUUAGUUGUUAUCAAUGUUUAAAUGAGCAUUUUUAGUA
Molecule: messenger RNA, 2648 nt
Organism: Salvia miltiorrhiza (redroot sage)
Lineage: Eukaryota; Viridiplantae; Streptophyta; Magnoliopsida; Lamiales; Lamiaceae
Product: putative cyclic nucleotide-gated ion channel 13
Exons: 5
Coding region: 1745-2176 (143 amino acids)
Source: RefSeq, a predicted model, not a curated record